Pangasianodon hypophthalmus (striped catfish) is the source of this 1867-nucleotide messenger RNA. RefSeq names its product heterogeneous nuclear ribonucleoprotein H1, like (gene hnrnph1l). Gene Ontology annotation, biological process: regulation of RNA splicing. The transcript has 11 exons. The record is from RefSeq and is a predicted model, not a curated record. Gene Ontology annotation, molecular function: RNA binding. The coding region runs from base 148 to 1386 and encodes 412 amino acids. Lineage: Eukaryota; Metazoa; Chordata; Actinopteri; Siluriformes; Pangasiidae. Gene Ontology annotation, cellular component: ribonucleoprotein complex; nucleoplasm.
UUUUUUUUCCUCGAGCUGGCUCAGAGAGUCGGCUCGUUCUGGACCUACUGAAGGCGUAGAAGAAGAAGAGCCGCUCUAACCGGAAGUGGUGCCUGGGUGGAAGUCGAGCACGCUGAAUAUCUGAGAACAGAAAGCGUUGUGGGAAUCAUGGCUGAAGAUGAGGGAUUUGUGGUGAGAGUUCGGGGUCUGCCCUGGUCCUGCUCUGUGGAUGAAGUGGCCAGAUUCUUUUCAGAUUGUAAAGUCGCUAAUAAUGGGACGAGCAUCCACUUCACCUACACCCGAGAAGGCAGACCCAGUGGAGAGGCGUUUGUGGAGCUGGAGUCAGAGGAUGACCUAAAGAUUGCUCUCAAAAAAGACAGAGAAACAAUGGGACACAGAUAUGUGGAAGUAUUUAAAUCCAAUAACGUGGAGAUGGACUGGGUUCUUAAGCACACCGGUCCAAAUGGUCCAGAGACAGAAGGAGACGGACUGGUGCGACUGCGUGGCCUGCCUUUCGGCUGUAGCAAGGAGGAGAUUGUCCAGUUCUUCUCGGGGUUGGAAAUCGUGCCAAAUGGGAUAACAUUGCCGGUGGACUACAUGUGGAGGAGUACGGGGGAGGCCUUCGUGCAGUUUGCUUCACAGGAAAUAGCUGAAAAGGCUCUAAAGAAACACAAGGAAAGAAUAGGGCACAGGUACAUUGAGAUCUUCAAGAGCAGCCGUGCUGAAGUGCGCACUCAUUACGAGCCUCCUCGUAAAGGCAUGAGCAUGCAGAGACCCGGCCCGUACGACAGGCCCAGUGGGGGCGGUCGUGGCUAUAACAGCAUGAGCAGAGGAGGUUCCUUCGACAGAACACGACGUGGAGGAUAUGGAGGAGGAAUGUCAGAUGGACACUACCGAGAUGGUGGUUCCAACUUUUCAAGCACAACUGGCCACUGCGUUCACAUGAGAGGGCUGCCAUACCGCGCCACAGAAAACGACAUCUACACUUUCUUCUCUCCUCUGAACCCCGUGCGCGUACACAUCGAGGUGGGUCCAGACGGGCGCGUGACCGGAGAAGCUGAUGUGGAGUUUGCCACACACGAGGACGCUGUGGCUGCCAUGUCCAAGGAUAAGGCCAAUAUGCAGCAUCGCUACGUCGAGCUUUUCCUAAACUCAACAGAAAGGGGCAGUAAUGGUGGAUAUGGAGGCCACAUGGGAGGCAUGGGUAAUCAGUCGUCCUAUGGCCAUGGCGGUCAGAAUAUGGGAGGUGGCUAUGGAGGAGGCUAUAAUAACCAGUCCAGUAUGGGGGGAUACAACGACUACGGUAAGCGUCAACUAUGUAACCAGAACAGCAGUUAUUACGGUGGCAGUCGUGGCUCCAUGGGCAUGAACGGUGGCAUGAGCAUGGGCGGAGGCUGGGGCAUGUGAGAGCUUUCGUGACACAGCCACCAAGGCCAUAAAGAGACAUUUUGGGAAAAGAAACGUGCCAGAAUGGCUAUAGAUUUUGUUCUUUGUGAGGAGUGAGGAAAGGACCGGACCCUUUCCUGUCCCUCCGUUUUUGAGUGUUCACACUGCAAUCAGUGUCUCCAUCCUUGUAUUGUGAAUCUGCCAAAACAGUAGGCUACAGUGGGGUUCAUGCUCUAACCCUUGAGCCAAGUUUAUGCUUGUAAAUAUUAUCAUUCCUGUCUAGUACAGAGGCUGUAGAAUGCCUUCAGCAUAUCUGCUUUGACUGUGGGUUUUUAUAAUGUGAAGAUUGUGAAUUUUUUAAAAAAAAUAAUAAUAAACUGGAAAAAUCUCUUUUGGCCAAAUUUGAUAUAAACCAAGAUCUUUUAAUUUUUGAGUUGUAGGCAUGUCUUCCUUUCCCAUAGUCUGUCACUGAUUUCUCAAAUAAACUUGUUUGUGGUUAUAA